This is a messenger RNA of Sphaeramia orbicularis (orbiculate cardinalfish), 1274 nucleotides long. Its product is annotated as transforming protein RhoA. The transcript has 5 exons. Gene Ontology annotation, molecular function: GTP binding; GTPase activity. Lineage: Eukaryota; Metazoa; Chordata; Actinopteri; Kurtiformes; Apogonidae. The coding region runs from base 121 to 702 and encodes 193 amino acids. Gene Ontology annotation, biological process: small GTPase-mediated signal transduction. The record is from RefSeq and is a predicted model, not a curated record.
CCACCCCCUCACUUCCCUCCUGUUAAUCCUCAGUGAACAGCCCAUUCAGGGAGCAGCGACGGAGGCCAACAAAGCACUACUUGAAAAUCAUUUGGAUAGAUUUUUGAACAAUCACCGGCUAUGGCAGCAAUCAGGAAAAAGCUGGUCAUAGUGGGAGAUGGGGCUUGUGGAAAGACCUGUCUGCUCAUCGUGUUCAGUAAGGACCAGUUUCCAGAAGUCUAUGUGCCCACAGUCUUUGAGAACUAUGUCGCUGACAUUGAAGUCGACAGUAAACAGGUCGAGUUAGCGCUCUGGGAUACAGCUGGUCAAGAGGACUAUGACAGACUGCGCCCACUCUCUUAUCCAGACACUGAUGUCAUUCUCAUGUGCUUUUCUAUUGACAGUCCUGACAGUCUUGAGAACAUCCCUGAAAAGUGGACUCCAGAGGUGAAACACUUCUGCCCCAAUGUUCCCAUUAUACUAGUGGGAAAUAAAAAGGAUCUGCGCAAUGAUGAGCACACCCGAAGGGAACUUGCCAAAAUGAAGCAGGAACCGGUGAAACCAGAGGAUGGGCGGGACAUGGCUAACAGGAUCGGUGCCUUUGGAUACAUGGAGUGCUCCGCGAAAACAAAGGAUGGUGUGAGGGAAGUGUUCGAGAUGGCCACCAGGGCUGCACUACAGGCCAGGCGGGGGAAGAAGAGCAGUAAAUGUGUCCUACUGUAAGAGGGGGCACGAGGACUGCUCCCUGCAGGGGGAACCAAGAAGGAGCAUUAGGUCAAACCUACCCCCAAACACACCCACACAAAAGACUGCUCUACCCCAGUUUUUACUAAAGGUGUAAUGCUUUUACUUUUUUGUCUUAAGCAAAAGUAGUCAGGUUCUGUCAGUAUUCAAGUUUGAGGUUAUGGAAACUACUUUUUUGUACUUUAACAUGAGUAAAUCUGCCAUAAUGAAACCUCCUUUAUCAACACAUACUAAGUAAUCAAAGAGGUCAGCCAGGGGACCUGUUGAGUCAUAGCUGCCAACUACAGUAAAGUGCUUAAGCCCUGCCUGCUGAUCUGAGGAAUGUUUCCACAGCCAACUAGGGUGAAGUACCUACACACUGUGACCCGUAGUCCUUUAAUUAUUUCAACAAACAGAUGCACACGCCGAGUCAAAAUGUGUUUGUGCGUUUCAGAUACAAAUCCUCUGUGCAUUAUUAUCACAUGCACAAUAUGAGACUGGAAACUCAUUUUGUUAAAACGCAAAUGGAAACUUAGUGUUUUGUGAAAUAAAUUACUUUGUAAGAAUCUUGA